UAGCUCAUCCCAGCAUCGCCUUUAAGGCUGGGCCACGCCUCCCAGAUUGGUGCAGCAGAGACAGUGCCUGGACGGGUGUAUCGGGUGUGGGAAUUCCAUCACCUUCCUCCCCUGCCCAUCAGGAUGGUGUCCUGGAUCAUCUCCAGACUGGUGGUACUGGUGUUCGGUACUUUAUAUCCAGCAUAUUCAUCAUACAAAGCUGUGAAGACAAAAAAUGUGAAAGAAUAUGUAAAAUGGAUGAUGUAUUGGAUUGUAUUUGCCUUUUUCACGACGGCAGAAACGUUAACUGAUAUUAUCCUUUCUUGGUUUCCUUUUUAUUUUGAGUUAAAGAUCGCUUUUGUUAUUUGGCUUCUAUCGCCUUAUACUAAAGGCUCUAGUGUGCUGUAUAGGAAAUUUGUCCAUCCAACACUUUCUAGUAAGGAGAAGGAAAUUGAUGAGUACAUUGCUCAGGCGAGGGACAAGAGCUAUGAAACUAUGAUGCGUGUUGGUAAAAGAGGCUUGAACAUUGCUGCUAAUGCUGCUGUCACUGCUGCUACCAAGGGUCAAGGAGUGUUGUCAGAGAAGUUACGAAGUUUCAGCAUGCAGGAUUUAACUCUCAUACAAGAAGACGACGCAGUGCAUCUGCAGAGUCCUGAGCCUCGGCUACGCAGUGCUUCCAGUGGGCUGGUGGAAAACAUUGUAGAUCCAGCUUCUACUACUUGUCCAGCAUCUGAAGACCAAAGGCAUAGUGUAAAGUCAGAUGGGGAACAGUCUGAAGUCAAAACUGAACAGUCUGAUGAAGAUGCCACUGAAAAAGUUCCCAAACGGACAGCAAGUGUCAAGACUGUAAAAAAGGUUACAAAAGUGGAGCCACAGAACAAGAAUGUCAAGGUUCGCCCCAAGAAGAAAACAACUGGAACCACUGUGCCUGGAGAAUCAGCAUGAAGCCUUAUCCUUCCGUUCAGAAUAUAACUUACCCGCUGCUCACCUGAAGCUCCUUGGAAGACUAUUGUGCUACAAUCGUGACAAGUACCACUAGUCAAUGGAUCACUCCUCGUCUGGGGGUCAGUACUUGCAGAAAAACGUGUGAUAAUACAAAUAUAUAGGCAAAUAUUCUACUGGGCCGCACUGCCUUGUGGAACGUGUUUAAAGUUUUUCAUGCACACUGACUUUUAAAUCAAACAGAAAACUCUAUAACAGUAAGAAGGGGAUUGAAAGAUGAAGAGAGGCUAACUUCUUUUGUGUCUGAUAUGCCUGGACUGAUGCUGAGUUACCGUCAACCAGCUCCGUGUUAGACUGAAUCUAGGUGCUCAGUCCUCUGCUAAUGGUUUUAGUUUACAGUGGCCUCACUAGUGCAAAUAAUAUGUACUUACCUUUUUAUUUAUAUGAUGACAGCCAAUGUUGUUUAUUUUCCUAAUUUCACUUAUCCUGAUUCUACUGUAAAGCUUGUAGUGCACUCAAAGAUUGUAGUAUAGGUGGGACUUGGUGACUGCAAUGCACUUUGGCAGCUAUUUCCACUAUAUAAUAGUACACAGUAAUGCUUACUAUAUAGUUUCACAUGAGCUGGCUUAUGGAUUAUUUAAUAUGCCAGAGUGUAUUACAUAGGGACAAUAUAUAAUAAGAACAUGGGCUGUACUGCCACUAUGGCAGAUAUUUUAGAAUAAUAUAAUUAAAAGGGAGAUUUGAGUUUGGAGUGAUCCAUAAUGAAGGUAAGUGAGAUGAGUCACGUGAUCACAAUGUAAUAUUCUGGUUAGAUUUAUGUCAAAAUCACUGGAGUACUUGGACUACCUCUACCAGUUAGAGACUUCUUAUAUUGCUACAUUGCAGACAAUUCUUUUUUUCUUGUUGGAAAUGAAAAGAAUGUAAAGUGGUACAGUACACUUAUCUCUGACGUUGCAAGUCUAUGAUGAGGACUAGCAAGAUGAGGGAGAAUGCAAAACUGACCUGUUUUUGACCGACGUCUGACAUUGAAAGGGAGAUUGGAUCUAGAUCCAUGUUCAAAUACUUCACCAACAUAUAUAGCUACGUUUUGCCAUUGAUCCAUACAAUUAUAAUAUGACAGAUGUCACUGUAUUAUGUCGAGGGGGAAAUCAGCUACAUCUUUGAUUUAUAUAACAGUAGACUAAUCUAAACCAAAAAGCAGGAUAUUUGCACACUGCUUAUUUUUUCAUACUCACCAACUUAAAGUCCUUUUUCCACUUCUAAUGUGAUGACUUCAAGCCCUCCAGCAAGGGUAGGUUAAAUCAGAUCUAGGAGGCCAAUUCUGCAACACCACAAGCUACUUAUCUCAUAAUGAAUACAGUAAAGCCGGAUACACACUACAGUUUUUUUUUUUUUUCUUGCGACCCCGUGGGUUGCCCAAAAAAAAAAAAAAGCUGACAGCCAAUGCUGAGCUGGGACGGCCCCCUGGCCAGAACACUCUGAUCAGCGCUCUCUGCCAUUGGCUGAAAGCACUGAUUGGGCGUCAUCGGCUGCUUUUCCAGCAUGCAUGUCCGACAGAAGCCGGCCGAACAGACCGACACAGGCAGAAUGUUGGCUGGUAUUUUUUGUACCGGAAAAUGUCUCCUGACAUUCUGCCCGUGUGUACAGGGCUUAAAGUGGUUGUGACAUAGUAUGUUUCUCAGGUGGAUCUGUUCGCGUAGGGAAGUUAAUGGCUGGUAACUAUUGGAUAUGUGGCUGGGAAUGUAGGAAAGCUUCAAACAGAAUGAAAAGUAAGCUUAAAGGUACACUCCAAACAAAAGGAAUUGUAAACGCAUACUUGUUAAUUCAGUUUUUCAUCUAGGCAUUACUGUCAUACAUCAGACUACCCCACUCUCUUUCUUUGGUAUCUGAGAAGUCCUGCUUCUUAUGGAGGCGAUUCAUUUCCAAACGCACUCACUGCAGGCUCCUUCUUAUAUCACACACUAAAAACCUGAUAAAAAAAGUUCAGCACUGUAAGCUUUCCACAGCCAUGAGUUAUUCAGACCUGCCCUGGAAGACUUAAAGCAAUCGGGGACACAUAAAGCAGAGCAAGAGAGGAGGUUACACCGCACGGUCUACUUCUAGUGCCCCUGUGAGGUGGUCUCUGGAUUGUAGCUGCAGUGCAAUACACAGAGCUCAGAUUAAAGUAAAUUGACAACAUUUUCUAAUUUUGUCAGCGUCUCCAGGAGAAUAAAUGAUGCAUGGAAUUGCUCUUUAGGUUUUAGCACAGUAUUCCCAAUCUAGCAUUUCGCACAAUUUAGAUACUGCGCCUUAAACAGCCUGAAAGUCUUUAAUUUGCUCUUCUAUGACAUAACACUAUCAUCAGGAUUUAAUGAUCACCGGGCAGCAGCACAUUCUUUUUCUGUAUAGUUACAAUGUGAUCAAUUUUUAAAAUGAUUGCAAGAUAACCGUUUGUUUCAGUAUUCAUAUAUUAAUUACAAAGCAGUGUACAGUGGGCCGGAGAGUGAAAAACACUCAUUGAGUUAUUAAUCUAAGGGACGUUUUCUCAACAAAAAACCCAGCAAGUUAUAUAGGCCCCUUACAAUUGUCAGGCUUAUUACCUGGCAGCACUUGCCUCUAAUUAUAAACCCCUGC
This is a messenger RNA of Rana temporaria (common frog), 3534 nucleotides long. RefSeq names its product receptor accessory protein 2 (gene REEP2). The coding region runs from base 124 to 924 and encodes 266 amino acids. Gene Ontology annotation, molecular function: taste receptor binding; microtubule binding. NCBI's taxonomy places the organism in Eukaryota, Metazoa, Chordata, Amphibia, Anura, Ranidae. Gene Ontology annotation, biological process: endoplasmic reticulum tubular network organization. The record is from RefSeq and is a predicted model, not a curated record. Gene Ontology annotation, cellular component: endoplasmic reticulum membrane; cytoplasmic microtubule; endoplasmic reticulum tubular network. The transcript has 8 exons.